AUGUUUGAUGCUUAUCCACCAACGCCUGACAAAAUAGCUGAAAUUGUCGGAGGAUUCACUAAACUGGGUUUCCCUCAAUGUUAUGGGGCUAUCGAUGGAUGCCACAUUGAAGUCGGUGUACCGAAAGACGAAGCAACGGACUAUUACAAUUUUAAGGGCUGGCACUCAGUCAUACUUUUUGCAGCGGUAGACCAUCGUUACCGGUUCACGUAUAUCAACGUCGGGGUGCCCGGGCGUGCAAACGAUUCUACUAUCUUCGAAAAUUCCAAACUCAAAGAGAUGCAUUGUAUGAACGAAGUCUUCCAAGCACAUUCCCAAAGAAUCGAAGGUGUAGAAAUACCGAUUCUGCUGAUAGGUGAUUCAGCAUUUAAAUUAUCGAAUUGUGUAAUGAAACCGUUUCCAUUCUCGAUCAAUCAGCCAGAAAGCGAAAAAUUGUUCAACUACCAUUUGUCGGCAUGCAGACGCGUGGUUGAAAAUGCCUUCGGUCAUCUGAAAGCCCGGUUCAGAAGAAUCGGGAAAGGAAUGGAAGUUGACAUUAACAAUGUCAAUGUGAUUAUAAAAGUCUGCUGCAUCUUGCACAAUAUGUGUAACAACCGGAAUGAUGAAAUAUCCGAUGGUUGGAAGACGAAGCUGGAGAAUAGUAAGCGGCAGCCUCAAAGAGGUCUAGGGGUUAAACACGAAAGUACAGCAGGAACCGUGAUAAGACAGGCACUGAUGUUACACUUUAGUAAGUAUUAA
Sabethes cyaneus is the source of this 738-nucleotide messenger RNA. Its product is annotated as putative nuclease HARBI1. The transcript has a single exon. NCBI's taxonomy places the organism in Eukaryota, Metazoa, Arthropoda, Insecta, Diptera, Culicidae. The record is from RefSeq and is a predicted model, not a curated record. Bases 1 to 738 code for a protein of 245 amino acids.